This is a messenger RNA of Poecilia reticulata (guppy), 6652 nucleotides long. The record is from RefSeq and is a predicted model, not a curated record. NCBI's taxonomy places the organism in Eukaryota, Metazoa, Chordata, Actinopteri, Cyprinodontiformes, Poeciliidae.
UGACCACAGCAGCGAGGCAGCAGCAGCAGCAGCAGCACACAGGGAGCCCGCUGCCACCUCAACAUGGAGUAGCUGGAGCCGAGCGCCUACUGCCGAAGAGCGGAUUCCUUUGACGGGAAUACCCGGCGCUAUAUAUUUAAUUUAUCUGCCAAGAAAAACACUCGCAAAUGAUACAGCGGCCAUAUUUAGUAGAGUCACAGGGAAGCCCGGCUUUUAUUUGAAAAGAUGGCGAACGACUCUCCAGCUAAAAGUCUGGUAGACAUAGACUUGGCUUCAUUGCGGGAUCCGGCUGGGAUAUUUGAGCUGGUGGAGGUAGUUGGAAAUGGCACCUAUGGACAAGUAUACAAGGGACGACAUGUCAAGACUGGACAGCUGGCUGCCAUCAAAGUCAUGGAUGUCACAGAGGAUGAAGAGGAGGAAAUUAAACUGGAGAUCAAUAUGCUUAAGAAGUACUCCCACCACAGAAACAUAGCCACCUACUACGGUGCUUUCAUUAAGAAGAGUCCCCCGGGACAUGACGACCAGCUCUGGCUGGUGAUGGAGUUUUGUGGUGCUGGUUCGAUCACAGACCUGGUGAAGAACACAAAGGGAAACCAGCUGAAGGAAGACUGGAUUGCCUAUAUUUCCAGAGAGAUUCUUAGAGGUUUGGCCCACUUACACGCCCACCAUGUGAUCCACCGUGACAUCAAAGGCCAGAACGUCCUGCUGACUGAGAACGCCGAAGUGAAGCUGGUGGAUUUCGGUGUGAGCGCCCAGCUGGAUCGGACAGUCGGGAGGAGAAACACAUUCAUCGGGACUCCGUAUUGGAUGGCCCCGGAGGUCAUCGCUUGCGACGAGAACCCAGAUGCCACGUAUGAUUACCGGAGCGAUCUGUGGUCCUGCGGCAUCACCGCAAUCGAGAUGGCGGAGGGCGCGCCGCCGCUUUGCGACAUGCACCCCAUGCGAGCGCUCUUCCUCAUCCCAAGAAACCCUCCUCCGAGGCUCAAAUCCAAAAAAUGGUCCAAGAAGUUUUUCAGCUUCAUCGAGAGCUGUCUAGUGAAGAACUACACGCAGCGGCCUCCGACCGAGCAGCUGCUGAAGCAUCCCUUCAUCCGGGACCAGCCCAACGAGCGGCAGGUCAGGAUCCAGCUCAAAGACCACAUCGACCGCACCAAGAAGAAGAGAGGAGAGAAGGAUGAAACCGAAUACGAGUACAGCGGCAGUGAGGAUGAGGAAGAGGAUCCUCCAGAGCAGGAAGGAGAGCCGAGCUCUAUCGUCAACGUGCCGGGAGAGUCGACUCUGCGGCGCGACUUCAUCCGCCUGCAGCAGGAGAACAAGGAGCGGUCAGAGGCGCUCCGCCACCAGCAACUCCUCCAGGAGCAGCAGCUCCGUGAGCAGGAGGAGUACAAGCGCCAACUACUGGCUGAAAGACAGAAACGCAUCGAACAACAGAAGGAGCAGAGACGGCGGCUAGAAGAGCAACAGAGACGGGAGCGGGAGAUGAGGAGGCAACAGGAGCGUGAGCAGCGCCGGCGGGAGCAGGAGGAAAAGAGGCGAAUGGAGGAGAUGGAUCGCCGGCGUAAAGAGGAGGAAGAGCGCCGGCGAGCCGAGGAGGAGAAGAGGAGGAACGACCGCGAACAGGAGUACAUCCGGCGUCAGCUGGAGGAGGAGCAGCGGCACCUGGAGAAACUGCAGGAGCAGCUGCUCCGAGAACAGGCCAUGCUGCUGGAGUUCAAGUGGCGCGAGCUGGAGGAGCAGCGCAAGGCAGAGCGCCUCCAUAAGCGCUUGCAGCAGGAGCAGGCCUACCUGCUGUCGCUGCAGCAUGAAUCCAAACCGCAGCCUGGCGACAAGACAAAUCCCCCACUAGACCGUAGCAAACCCCCGCAGACCUCCACACUGCCCCCCGACGGAGCCCACACCCCGUCCCCUAAAGCCGAGGGCCUUGACGGCGCUGCUUCCGAGUCCGCUAAAGCCCCUCUGGUUGUCCCCGGAGAUGACGCUAAGUCCCAGCUAGCAGAGCAAGACGGGAGUGAUGAGAGCAGCCCCCCUGUUACUGAAACCCCCACUGACUCUAAAGCCCCCCAGGCAGAAAGUUUGGAGGCUGCCGCUCAUCCCCCUCAGCCAAUCAGAGAGGCUGACGAGCGUUUCCGUAAAAACAUUCAGGGCUCCCCUCAGUCCGCCCCUCCUUCCAAGCAGCCCCCUCUGCCUCCCCGCUCCUCUGAACCUUACUCCAACGGCGGCUCGGCUUCGGAGGCCUCCGCCAUGCACCGACCCAUGGAGCCUCAGGUCCAGUGGUCCCACCUGGCUGCUCUAAAGAGCAGCAACAGUGCGGCCCCCUCUCCUCCUCCGCCGGUGGUCUCUCGCUCCCAGUCCUUCAGCGAGUCUGGCGGCGUGAGCUCUAGCUUUGCACAGCUUCACCUGCGCUCCCAGGACCCACACCAUCACCACCACCCAUUGCCUGUACGCCCUGACCCCCAACCCCAACCUCCCCUCCACCACCCCCAGGCCCAGACCCGGCUCGAACGCCAGACCAGCGGCGAGGAGGUUCCUCCCAAGGUACCAGUGAGGACAACAUCCAGGUCUCCUGUGUUGUCUCGCAGAGAGUCCCCGCUGCCGUCUCAGCCCAACCAGAGGAGCGUUGGCAGUAAUGUGGAGCAGCGCCCCCUGUGGGACAGAGUGGAGAAGCUGCAGUCUCGGCCCGGCAGCGGCAGCUCCUCGGGCUCCAACGCCAGCUCCCAGGCCAGUCCGGGUGACCGCUUCAGGCCACGUUGUGAGUCGCCUGCUUCGUCUAAAUCUGAAGGCUCGCCUCUGCAGCGUCCGGAAAACAUCCCAAAAAAACAAGAAGAGAAGAACUCCUCCAGGCCCACUCGACCAGCUGGUGACAUGGACCUGACCGCUCUGGCCAAGGAGCUGCGUGCGGUGGACGACGUGCGGCCUCCUCACAAGGUGACCGACUACUCCUCAUCGAGCGACGACUCCGGCACCACGGACGAGGAGGACGAGGAGGAGGUGGACCAGGAGGCCGGAGAGGAGUCCACCUCAGGAGCCGAGGACUCCAGGACGGGGAGGCUGAGCAACGGAGAGACAGAUUCAGCUAAGACCAUGCUGGUGGAAGACCUGGAGAGCGAACAAGCCACCACCCCCUCCAAAGACGGCACCCUGGUCAUCAGACAGAGCACAGCUGACACAAAGCGGUUGGUCAGUCUCUCAUCUUCCUCCUCUUCCUCGCCCGGCUCUGGCCCCAGUCAGGGCUUCCCGGAGAAAAACGGCUUCCCGGGCCGCAUUCACCACCUGCCCGACCUUAUCCAGCAGAGCCAUCACUCCCCUUCCUCUUCUGCAGCCAUCCUUUCCUCCAUCUCCAUGUCCAUGUCUCCCUGCUCCUCGUCCUCCUCCUCUUCCUCCUUCCAGUCAUCCUCUAGCCAGGCCAGUCCUGGAAUGUGCUCACAGAUUCCCCUGGACGAGCUCACUGCCAUCGAGUCCCAGUCAGAGAACAACUCCAUGUCCAAACACAAGUCCUCUUCAUCGUUCACACCCUUCAUUGACCCUCGUCUUCUUCAGAUCUCUCCAUCCAGCGGCAGCUCCCUUAACAACAUGGCUGGAUUUGGUCAAGAAGGUCGGCUCGCUGACCCACUGAGGUCUGACCCGUCCCGUAAAGGAUCGGUGGUCAACGUCAACCCCGUCAACACGCGCCCACCGAGCGACACUCCAGAGAUCCGCAAGUACAAGAAGAGGUUCAACUCUGAGAUCCUGUGUGCAGCACUCUGGGGAGUGAACCUGCUGGUCGGGACAGAGAGCGGGCUGAUGCUCCUGGACCGAAGCGGUCAGGGGAAAGUCUACCCGCUGAUAAACCGGCGUCGCAUCCAACAGAUGGACGUCUUGGAGGGACUCAACGUUCUGGUCACCAUAUCGGGUAAAAAGAACAAGCUGCGAGUUUACUACCUGUCGUGGCUCAGGAACAAGAUUUUGCACAACGACCCUGAAGUGGAGAAGAAGCAGGGCUGGGUGAACGUGGGCGACCUCGAGGGCUGCGUCCACUACAAAGUCGUGAAAUACGAGAGGAUUAAGUUUUUGGUGUUGGCCUUGAAGAACUCUGUGGAAGUGUACGCCUGGGCUCCCAAACCCUACCAUAAAUUCAUGGCAUUCAAAUCUUUCGGAGACCUCGUGCACAAGCCUCUGCUGGUUGACUUGACCGUGGAGGAGGGCCAGAGGUUAAAGGUCAUCUACGGCUCCUGCUCAGGCUUCCAUGCCGUCGACGUGGAUUCCGGCGCCGUCUACGACAUCUACCUGCCCACACAUAUCCAGACCAACAUUCAGUGCCACGCCAUCAUCAUCCUCCCCAACACGGACGGCAUCGAGCUGCUGGUGUGCUACGAGGACGAGGGCGUCUACGUGAACACCUACGGGCGCAUAACCAAGGACGUGGUGCUGCAGUGGGGAGAAAUGCCGACGUCAGUGGCCUACAUUAGGUCAAACCAGAUAAUGGGCUGGGGGGAGAAGGCCAUCGAGAUCCGCUCAGUGGAGACGGGGCACCUGGACGGCGUCUUUAUGCACAAAAGAGCCCAGAGACUUAAAUUUCUUUGCGAGAGGAAUGACAAGGUCUUUUUCGCCUCUGUGCGUCAAGGCGGCGCCAGCCAGGUGUACUUUAUGACCCUGGGACGCUCCUCCCUUAUGAGCUGGUAGCCAACGAGGCGACGAGCCGACGACGGAGACGAGCCCGUCCUGAGCCUGACCUGGAGGAGCUCCCUGUCACACACUCAGGCAAAUCCCAACCGCAGUUUGGACUGUAAUCAUGAAAAUAAAGCGGGAGCGAAUGGAGGCGUGUUGGGGUUUGUCACCUUUAGGUCUAGUCGCCUCGCUGCCCUGCGCGCUUUCCUCCAACUCCACCGAGGGAACAAUGGUAAUCGAUUUCUUUUUGUGUCACAGUAAAACUCGUAUGUAAUUAGCAAAUUGUCCGGAGGGGUCGACAGAAGACAGCUCUUGCUGUUUGGGAAAACAAAACUUGAUGUGCCAGAACUUGUGUAGCUGUUGACCUCCCUGUCGAGCAUGUUUCUGAACAACUCCAGUCCUCCCCUCUGAUCGGUGCUUGACGUGCGAAUCUGCGUCUUCACUUUGUUCGCCUUAAAGUGAAAACUCCUAUAGGGACCUUUGAUUUAUCUGUUAAACACAGGGUACAGGAUCAGCAGCUUGUACAUACUAACUACAGACUCUCGCAGGUUUUCCAGUCACUUUUACCACUUUGCCUCAUUGUGCUGUAAGUUAUGUUUUGACAGUAUCCCUGUUGGUGACGUCAUGGCGCAAAAUUACACCCAAUUGUUUUUGUUUUUAAAUACACUGUAUAUUUUGGAUGUGACUUGCUGCAUAUAAAUAAACGGCAACAAAGCAGGACACAUCAGACGAGCUGUAAAGGAAAAAUCCACACUAUUUAUCCUCAAUCUGUAAUAUUUUUAGGGCUCUAACUUUCUCAUGAAGUGUUCGGUUUGACUGCUGUCGUCAGGUUUCGUCUUUUUUUUGUUUUUUUUUCUACUGGAAAUAUAAAAACACACAAAGUAAACACAUCCAGAAAUGUGACAUAUCCUGUUUGUUUUUAUUUUCUUUUUAUAUUAGUUCCAAGUAGGGCUAGGGUUAAACUGUGAAUUAGCAUGCAGGAUUAGCAGGAUGACGGGCUGGAAAAAGGGAAUAAGAAUCGACUCGUCGUCUCUCUGCACAAUCGGGGCGUUUACCUGUUUCAGGCUUCAUCUGUAGCUUUACGGUUGCCUUAGAAGGGUUCCCCGUCGAUUUUAAAAUUGGAGCUAAACCCUGAAGACAUUUGGAUGUUGUGUACUGCUGGAACUCCUAAAACCAGCCAUGUCACCCAAAUCUUGGACCUCUUUUUAAUGACACUUGGUUGUUUACAUAAUCAUGUCCAGAUCAAAAGGCAUCCAAACCAAAACAAAUGUUUUACUUGUCAUAUCUGAAGCCCAUUCUUCACUUCACUUCCCCUCCCUUUCCACAGUUCAAAUGCAUCUCUGCUUUCAUUCAUACAACACAACUUCCUAGCAGUCUUUGCUGUCAGACGGUGCCUUCAGGUGCGUCUGAGGGUGACGGGAUUAAUAUUAGGUGCUUUUUUUUGUAGUCUUGGGCUGAUGAAAUCACUCGUUCUCACAGCAGUGUUACAGAACCACUUCAGAUCAAUUUUUUUUAACGUAGUCUUUGUUUCUGACAUUUCUCUACAGAUAAGUAUGCGACUGCAGUGGUUUUUAAAUUGUAAUGCACACCUUAUGUUCGAAAUGUUUACAGAAGCAGAUGUUUUUCCUUUUGCUUUGCUUUUUUUUUUAAAACCAGUGUGUGUCAGUAUGAAUAUUUAUGGUUUAUUUUUAGGCUAGACUCCCCCCGUUUUGUAUUUUGUAACCCUUUUUGUAUUAUCAUUUAGACGUUUCUGUGCAGGGAUAAUCAACUUCUGCUCAAUAAGUCCACAGUGUCAUUUCACUUGAUUCCUCUGCAUCCUUCGCAGUGCACAGUAGGCCGCUGGCUGUGUGGCAGAAGAUGUUUUCCAAUACCCAGGUGACACGUUUUCCCUUAAACAUCACUCUGCCGUGCCUCUAAUUUAUGUCCUCUCUGUGUGUGCUAUGGGGAUUACUGUGUUUUACUGAAAGUCUUUUUUUCCUCCAUUGAAUAAAAUCAGAAGUGAUUUACA